AUGUUCUGGUUAGCAGUGAAAAGCGCCUCCGGCAAGACCUUCGACCGAACCUUGUGGAAGACCACUUCCAGAAUUGUCCGGGGGUCUCUGACCCCUCAGUGGGACGAAGCGUACUACUUCUCUCUAAAGGCGAGAGCUGACGUAAGUGAGCUCUUCAUCUACAUCCGUGUUCUGGAUUAUGACGUUGUGGUCAGUGACGACUUUUUGGGGCACUGCUCCUUCCGGCUUCUGGAUGCGCUCUCACCACAGAACGACGUCAGUGCCGGCUGGCGGGCCUUGUUACAGAGCAGCCGCAGUGCACUGGAGCGCCUCGCCGUGCUCCGAGACCCGCACCUGACCGAGGCCUCCGGGAAGCCACAGCCAUUCAAGCUGGUGGCACCUUUGGGCCAAGAGAAGACCUACGACCUCAGC
Messenger RNA from Symbiodinium necroappetens, 411 nucleotides. The record is from the annotation of a GenBank genome assembly. Lineage: Eukaryota; Dinophyceae; Suessiales; Symbiodiniaceae.